GCAGCCUCCCCCACCUCUAGCGGCUCUGCGAGGGCACAGGGAGGGGCUUUUGACUGGUGGGUGUGCUCGGCGGCCGCGCCGGCCCUGACUCUGGGCUCCGGCGGCAGGGAGUAGAAGCGGGCGCUGCCUGCCCUUGAGGCUCUUCAGCCGUGCCUGGGCCGCGGGGGCUCUGGGCCAGCUGUGCCGUUAGCCUCGCUGCGGGCGAAACCGGGCAGACCGGGAAGUGGAGAACGACGCAUGUCGAGCUCGGGAGUCGGCAGUAGGAAUCGGCGCCGCAGCCGUCGCUCUGGCAGGGGCGCAGCCCUGUCUUCGCCGCCGCGGGGGGUCAGAGGGAGGCGGAGACGCCGGUGACGGCCGUCUGGCGCGGAAGGAGACGGGGGCAUCGGGGGAAAAUCAAGGUACAAGUCUGACGGAGAAGUGAGGAGCCCUCCCGGGAUAGUCUACGGGGCUUUGUUUUUUGACAUCCCGUUACUUGUGUCACGGACGGAUCAUUUAACUGGAGAUAGGCGUUUCAGCACCUCCUCAGUCACUCCAGGCGCUGAAGCAGGACCUGCAGCCCAGCGCCGGUAGAAGCACUUCAUCGUGUUUUCGCGAUACCUGGCCUUCUGCCAGGUCACAGGCACGUUUUCGUGUUUGUCUUCCCUGAAUUGUUCGCCGCAUCUGAAGCUAUUAUUAAGCUGGGAUGAACUUGUCAGUUCAACAGUGCAAACACUGUCACUAAAGUGCAAAAGAAUUGCCUGCGAUACAGAAGGGAAAAUCUGGAAACAAGCAAACACAAACACGUAGGGAAAUGAUCCAGAAGCAGGUUGAAGGGGGGAAAAUGUUAAGCUACGUAAGAAAAUUAAAAAUACAAUGUUUAUAAUGUCAUUUGAGCAAAUGUGGAUCAUGCCAUGUUUCUGAUGGCUGACAAUACUCUUCUGAAAAAAUUCUACAAGGCUCUGACUUCAGUGUAACAUAGUUAAGGUGUUAUUCUUCAACUUAGCUUUUGUGGGUUUGUAUUCCGUGCAGCAGAAUAAAUUAUCUUGCAUAGUGGAACGAGGUGUCUCCUUUCCAGAUAGAAAGAUGCUGUACCCAUUACAGCGCUGACCAGUAUCUUGAGGCACCUGCUGGAUUUUCUUUUUUCCUGCUCUGCUACAGACUUCCUCAGUGAAGUUGGGAUAAAUGGGUGUAUGUGACCUUUUCUCUCAUCUAAAGUAGUUCCAUGUCUUGUUUGGACUGUUCCUGUAUUCUACGUACACCAGUUGAACCAAUCGGACCAGAAGAGCCAUCUCAGAGUAGCAUCCAUGAAUGCCUGGCUGAUUCUGAUCUAGCCUGGAUUCCUCCAUCUACACGAAAGAAUGAAAUGGUAUUGUGCACUUCUAAUGUCUCUCACUAUGAACUCCAGCUGGAAAUAGGAAGGAAGUUCAACAACUUAACUUCAGUCUACCUUGCACGGCAUACACCUACAGGCAUGCAAGUUGCUGUGAGGAUUACAGACCUAGAGGAUUGCUCAGAAGAGCAUUUGAAAGCCUUACAGAACGAAGUGGUUUUAUCCCACUUUUUCCAGCAUCCCAACAUAAUGACGCUUUGGACAGUGUUUACAGCUGGUAGUUGGCUUUGGGUCAUCUCCCCAUUUAUGGCAUAUGGUUCAGCUAGACACCUGCUGAAGACUUACUUUCCUGAAGGAAUGAGUGAAGCUUUGAUAGGCAAUAUUCUGUUUGGUGCAAUCAGAGGAUUAAAUUACAUGCACCAGAAUGGCUAUGUUCACAGGAAUAUUAAAGCUAGCCACAUUCUGAUUUCAGGGGAUGGGCUGGUUUCUCUCUCUGGCUUAAACAACCUCUGCAGUUUAGUUAAUAAUGGACAAAAAUCAAAGGUGAUAUAUGAUUUCCCCCAGUUUAGUACAUCCGUGCUCCCUUGGCUGAGUCCUGAAGUACUGAGACAGGAUUUGUCUGGGUAUAACAUGAAGUCUGACAUCUACAGUGUGGGAAUUACAGCAUGUGAAUUAGCCAAUGGACAUGUUCCGUUUCAAGAUAUGCCUCGCACUCAGAUGCUGCUGCAAAAGCUGAAAGGUCCCACAUAUUGCCCUUGGGAUAUAAAUACCUUUUCCCAUGGGGAGUCCAGGAUGAAGAAUUCCCGAUCAGGUGUUGAUUCUGGAAUUGGUGAGAGCAUGACACGAACAAUGACCAGUGAAAGGCUACAAAUUCCAUCUUCCAAAACAUUCUCACCUGCUUUCCACAACUUGGUAGAACUUUGUCUGCAGCAGGACCCUGAGAAAAGGCCAUCAGCGAGCAGUUUGCUUUCACAUACAUUCUUCAAAGAGAUAAAAGAACAAACACAGAAUUCACUACUGUCCCUCUUACCACCUAUUCAAAAUAACAAAUCAGAGUUCUUGCCACUACCCUCAACAGUAACUGGGACUGAACUUGAACAGAUUACUGCAAAUCACAAUGAUACAGAUUGGGAAUUCUAAAUGAAUCAGAAAAAAAAAUCAUACCUCUUCUGUGCUUCAAAGAAGGAAAAUUUGCUGCUUUAGUUUGUAUGGUUAAAAUACAGUUUGACAAAGUAUACUUGAAAAUGCCCUCGAAGUGGCCAUAUUUCAUUCACUACUUUAUCUGUUACCAUCACAACGCACAGUGUGCUUCACUUUCUGACUGUAAGGAAGACUGUAUAUAGAGAAUGGCUGAACAGCUAUCUCCCCCUUUCAGAAUACUUUCAAGUGAGUUUCUGCUGUAAUCUCAGUCUAUACUGUAUUUUGAGCUUAUAUUGCUGCAGUCUGUGGUUUUUUUUUUAAUUCAGUCUUGGGUUUUGUCUGUGACCUUACUUAAAUGAUCUAAAUUGUCUUUUUAUUAUCAUACAGAUUAUUUUAAUAAGAGGAAAUCAUCCAAGUUUGAAUUUGAAACUGCAUGAAUUAGCUGCUUGUGCAAAUAAACUGUUUUCAUACAUCCCAAAAGGCAUUUUUCUCACUUAACACUGUCAUACUUUCCAGAAGUUAGCUAUGCAUGAUUUUUCUUGUGUUUUUUAUACUGUUUCCCAAAGAAGUUACACUACCUGAAAAUGUGAUUCAUGCUCCUGCAUUUCUCUGUAUUCUUAGAACAAUUUUGUGCUUUUGCCAUCUCCAUUUUAUUGUUGUGGCCUUUUAAGCAAUUAACCAGAGGAGCUAUGCAAAGUAAGUCUCAAGUUAUAACAGGUACGGGUUAAUUUUAAUGAAUGAUGUUAAAUAAUCUAAAGUUACUGUACAUAUUUUUAAUUCUACUGUAUUCCUGUUCACCACCGGAACCUAUCAGAGCUUAAUACUGUUUCUUGAAAGAACAGGAAACGUGCAUCAAGCUUCACUGGUACUGCUGCUGGCAAACAAGCCUCUUCUGCAAGCCAGUCAAAUUCCCAGCUGUAAAGUGAACCUAAUAAACCCUCUAGGAUCAUCUUAGUGAAUACUUAUUUCUAGCUCCCAUGAAAAACUGUCUUUCUUCCUCCUCAAUUUAGUAAGUUCUCAUCUUUCGUACUAUACCAGACACCUAAAGAUGAACAAAACCAUCUUCUUUUAAAAGAAGCUGCAUAUUCUUAAUUGGUUUUAGAAAAAAAGUUAUGUUCCAAAGCCACUAAUACUUCACUAAUGUAAGUUCUGACUGUAGUAAAAAUGUAUAAAGAGGCAUCGCAUGGAUGUAUUUCACAUUGUCUUCCCUAGCUGAGCCAGUCUGCAACCACUCUUGAGAACACUAGUUUUGCCAGCAGCUUCACUACAGAACCUUGAAGAAUAAAUGACCAAAACACAAGCCUGAAGUAGAUUUUAUGGUCAUUUAGAAUUUUAUGUAUUAACAAAAAAGCUGUGAAGAGAGUUCUGCAUUUCAAAACCAAUACAUGAAACUUAGGAUAUAUAUAUAGAAAUGUUUUUAAUCUUCUCUGUCUCCACUUAUUUCUGUAAUUCUUGUACUUCUAUUUUCGCUGUAGGCAAGUCAUACUAACAGCUGCUUGUAACUGCAUGAAAGUUUCAUAUUUAUGUCAGUCAUUAGGUAAGAAAAUGGCUGUCUAAAUUAGAAAAUUACUCUGGUUAUAAAAAUACUACUAACUUAGUUACUCUAACAGAAGAUACUGUUUUCAGGUGAACCCCAUGUUCUUAAUUCUUAACCACUACAAAUGUUUACUGUUUUCAAAUCAGAUACAUUGUAUAGCAUCUACAAAUAACUUUUGGCUAACAGUAUGUAUAAAAACAAGCCCUAAAGAGUGAGAAUACACAUGUUGAAGUUGUACAUAUUUUAAUUUUAGACCUCUGGAUAAACAUUAAUAUUUUAUGAAAAAGAAACAGAAAACAAAUUGCAGAAAUUUGCAGGCAGCUGAACUGCCAGUCUUUGCACGCUCCUCUUGAAACAACAGUGCCCUGCAUACUCCUUAAAAAUGAACUUGCAUAUUUACAGUGGAGUUACUUUACUGCUGUCUUUUCCUGUAGGAAAAAUAAAAUUACUUAUGUAAGUACAGAGGAUGGACCAGUAUUUACAAAUAACUUUUAAGAAGAAAAUGAAAUAAAAUUUUGUAUGUUAAAA
Pogoniulus pusillus (Red-fronted tinkerbird) is the source of this 4514-nucleotide messenger RNA. RefSeq names its product STE20 related adaptor beta (gene STRADB). Gene Ontology annotation, molecular function: protein serine/threonine kinase activator activity; protein kinase activity; ATP binding. Bases 1202 to 2449 code for a protein of 415 amino acids. Gene Ontology annotation, cellular component: serine/threonine protein kinase complex. Lineage: Eukaryota; Metazoa; Chordata; Aves; Piciformes; Lybiidae. Gene Ontology annotation, biological process: activation of protein kinase activity; protein phosphorylation; protein export from nucleus. The record is from RefSeq and is a predicted model, not a curated record. The transcript is spliced from 12 exons.